This is a messenger RNA of Mitosporidium daphniae, 2316 nucleotides long. RefSeq lists its product as uncharacterized. Bases 1 to 2316 code for a protein of 771 amino acids. The transcript has a single exon. The record is from RefSeq and is a predicted model, not a curated record. NCBI's taxonomy places the organism in Eukaryota, Fungi, Microsporidia. Gene Ontology annotation, molecular function: glutamine-tRNA ligase activity; ATP binding. Gene Ontology annotation, biological process: translation; glutaminyl-tRNA aminoacylation. Gene Ontology annotation, cellular component: cytoplasm; cytosol.
AUGGCAUCCACCGCUGGGAUUGAUGAUUUAAUUUCCAAAUUUACGCGCAUUGGCAUCGAUAUCAAAAAGGCAAAAGAAACCGCUUCAAAUAGCAAGCUUUCCUCCACUCUGACUUUGGCCAUAGACUCUGCCGGUGUUUCUCACAACGGAUGUCCAAAGCCUUCCGGAAUGCUGCUGUAUACACUUGCCUCGACAUGUCCAAAAGAAAAGGAAAGCUUUUUGAUUCCCAUUCUUUCAAAGGCCAUUGCAGACAAUCUAAUCACACGAGAUGUACAAAUACAGUCGGCUAUCAGCGACGCAAAGCCCUCCUUUUCAAAAGAAGAGAUAUACAAUUGUGCCGGCAUUGGAGUAAGCGUAUCUGAAUCUGAAAUUGAUGAUGCCAUUUCUCGCGUAUUGAAUGCGCAAGAAUCCCCUUCCUCCAUUCAUAUUGCCCAGCUUUUGAAGCUAGUAAGGGAUGAACCGAAAAUCAAAUUUGCAAACGGAAAAACCGUCAAGGAAAGGGCAGAAUCGCUUUUAUUGCAAGCUCAACAAAAAAGGAAAGAAAACGAAUCCGUUUUGGCUCCCGUUUCGGAGACCACGAGUUCCGAAAAUUUCCGCUCUUUUUAUGGGGCAGUUUUGAAGCUUCACAAACCAGGGGAAAAUCCACAGCUUUCUGAAGAAAUUCGCCAGGCACACUUGAAAGCAACCGGUGGAAGAGUCGUAACUCGCUUCCCCCCUGAGCCCAAUGGAUUUCUGCAUAUCGGCCAUGCAAAGGCUAUAAACUUCAACUUCAAUUAUGCCAAGGCACAUGGUGGCUACACCUAUCUGAGGUUUGAUGAUACCAAUCCAGAAGCAGAGAAACCCAUAUAUUAUGAUGCAAUUAGAGAAUCUGUGCAGUGGCUGGGAUUUACUCCUUGUGCAGAAACAGCAUCGUCGGAUUAUUUUCAAAAGCUAUAUGAUAUCGCAAAACUUUUGGUUUCUGAGGGAAAGGCUUAUGUUUGCCAUCAGACGGCCGAAGAAAUUCACGCAAGCCGAGGGGGAGAUGAUAAGGGGCCAAGAACACCUAGCCCAUGGAGAGACAGGCCCAUUGAGGAGAGUGUCCGUAUCUUCCAAGAAAUGUAUGAAGGAAAAUGGAAGCCAGAAACGGCCACUCUUCGUCUUCGCCAAGACAUGGAUUCGCACAACCCAUUCAUGUGGGACCUGGUUGCAUAUCGUAUUUUGGACACCCCUCAUUGCCUUACUGGGUCGACAUGGCAUAUUUAUCCAAUGUACGACUAUACGCAUUGCUUAUGCGAUUCCUUUGAAAACAUUAGCCAUUCCUUUUGCACGACCGAGUUUAUCCUGGCGCGCGAGGCUUACUAUUGGGUUUGCGAUGCCGCUCGCGUCUAUAAGCCUGUGCAGUGGGAAUACGGGCGUCUCAAUAUCACCAAUACCGUGCUUUCAAAAAGAAAGCUUACCAAGCUAGUUUCGUCUGGCGUUGUUGAUGGGUGGGAUGAUCCACGAAUUUAUACGAUUGCCGGAAUUCGCCGUCGUGGAUUCACUCCUGAAGCUGUGAACAAAUUUGUGGAAAACAUUGGCAUCACCACGGCAUUUACUACCGUCGAUGUGCGCUUGCUGGAAAGCUAUGUCAGAGAGCAUCUCAAUGAAAUUGCCCCAAGGGUCAUGGCUAUUUUGGAACCUUUACAUGUUGAGAUUUCGCUGAAAUCGUGGAAUGAAGUUGCCUUGCCCGCUGUUAUCGAGGCAGGAGGCGUUCUUAGAGACGACGGGUACUAUUGGAUCUCAGUUCCAGACUUUCCUUCUUCUGCUUCAACUGGAAAGGCCGUGUCUAGCAAGUGGAUUCCGAUUAGUCGAACCAUAUCCAUCGAUCGCUCUGACUUUGAUCCAAACGGCGAUUCCGAUUAUAGGAGACUCACUUUGACCCAGCCUGUAGGCCUAUUUAAAGCUUCGUUCUCGAUUCAAAUUUCACCUGGCUAUCACGGCAACUCCAAUGUGCUUCCCGUAGAAGCGGUGAGCGUAGCCACUUGUCCACCAAGGACAUUUAUACAAUGGGUCGAGUCUAACAAAAAUUGCCCCGCCGAAAUUCGAUUGUAUUCCGAUCUGUUUAAAUCAUUAUCGCCCGAUGACGCCCCGGGAGGAUGGCUCUCCGACAUCGCAGAAAGCUCCCUGAUUGUGCACAAACAUUCUAUGGUUGAUCUCCGUGUUAGCUGUGCUCCAGUUGAAAGCAAAUUUCAAUUUCAACGCUUAGGGUAUUUCUGUGUCGAUAAGGAUUCAUCUGGCGGCAAUCUCGUUUUCAAUAGGACCGUCACGCUCAAAGAAGAUCCAACUAAAAAGUAUUAA